GCCCUGCGCCCUGUUUCCUCAGGGGCCGGCCCCUCCGCUUAGGUCUUUGUCCACCGACUGAUGGACUUUGUUUUGUAAAUGAACUGCCUGAUGUGGAAGGAACUUGUUCAAUGGGCUCCUGAAUUUUUGCCCAUUUUUUUCGUGUCCCUUUUUAAAAAUUUGCUUUGAGAAGCGAUUUUUAUUCCGUUUUGAAGCUGGUGGCGCUUCCCUAAGUCUGCGUGUGCCCUUAUGACCGCUGAAAGGAGCUCAUUUAUUGCUAGAAGCCUUUGCCAUCCGACUGGCUAAUAGCUUAGCGAUAUGAUUUGGAAAGAAAGAUAGAUGGUUCUGAACUAGCCUCCCAGAGGCCACUGCCCAGAUGGAAUACUCCACGUCGAGAGAGAGCAUCAGUUUUGGUCUUCUGGCUGCUGGGUUUCGGGUGGAGAGCUUCAAGCAGCAUUGCCAUUUGGUUAACUUUUUAAUUUCUGCCUAAAGGGCAUUGCUGAAUGUGUGGGUCCUUAGCAUUUUGGGCUCUUAGUGAAUUUCAUAGGAGAAUAAUAAAUUUAGGUGUUUGGGUUUUUUGUUUGUUUUUUUUUUAAUCCAGUUCAUCAGAUUUUAAUUUUUAUCCUGGGUUUUUACAAUUUAUUUCAAAUGAAUGACACGUUGAGGGGUUGAGGGCUCAUGCUCCACAUCAUGAGUUUCUGUUUUCUGAAACAGACUCCUCACUUUAUAAGAUUGACUUUGCCUCAACAUCAGCGUACUCUUCUGUCAGAUUGUUCCUGUGUGUCGUAUGUUGCAAGUCAGUGAGAGUUAAGCACAGCACAUGCAAACUGAAGAGCCAAACUAGGACAUGUAUUCCUUUUCUUGACAGUUCUAAUUUGCUUGGCUAAAGCCAGUUUUUAGGUUGGCUUGGGCAGAAAAGUGGAAAGAGAAUGCUUCACUUUAACCGAUGUCAGCAUCUGAAACAAAUAACCCAGAAAUGUUUUUCUAGUAUACAUUUUAAAACGGAUAAACGUGCACAGCUAUUUCUUUCAAGAACCUUUGCACUUGCAGAAUUAAGGAAGUCAUGGCACUCUUCCCACUCUCUUGUUGGAGACAAAAAUAUUAUCCUGAUGGGACCUCCUGGUGCUGGGAAAACAACAGUAGGCAGAAUAAUAGGUCAGAAACUAGGUUGUUGUGUCAUAGAUGUGGAUGAUGAUAUCCUUGAAAAAACCUGGAAUAUGAGUGUGUCUGAAAAAUUACAGGAUGUUGGUAAUGAGCAAUUUUUAGAAGAGGAAGGAAAAGCUGUGUUAAACUUCACUGCAUCUGGAAGUGUGAUUUCCCUUACUGGGUCCAAUCCAAUGCAUGAUGCUAGCAUGUGGCAUCUGAAGAAAAAUGGAAUAAUUGUAUACCUGGAUGUACCUCUAAUAGAGAUAGUUAAUCGUCUAGAAUUAAUGAAAACAGAUAGGAUUGUAGGUCAGAAUUUUGGAACAUCUAUGAAAGACUUACUUAAAUUUAGAAGUCGGUAUUAUAAAAAGUGGUAUGAUGCUCGUGUGUUUUGUGAAAGUGGGGCUUCCCCAGAGAAGAUAGCUGACAAAGUACUUGCUGUGGUUAAAAGAUACCAAGAUGUGGACUCAGAAACAUUCAUAUCAACGAGACAUAUUUGGACUAAAGACAGUAAACAGAAGAUUUCAACAAAAUUCUUCAGUGAAGCUGUGAUUGAGGGCUUAGCUUCUGAUGGUGGACUCUUUGUUCCUGAAAAGGAGUUUCCAAAAUUAAACUCUGGGGAGUGGAAAAGCCUAGUAGGGGCAACUUACAUAGAGAGAGCACAGAUACUGCUGGAAAAGUGCAUCCAUCCUGCUGAUAUACCUGCUGCCAGACUGGGAGAAAUGAUUGAAAUUGCUUAUGGGGAAAACUUUGCCUGCUCAAAAAUUGCCCCUGUCAGGCACCUUUCAGGCAACCAAUUCAUCCUUGAACUGUUUCAUGGACCAACAGGAUCAUUUAAAGAUUUGUCCUUACAGCUUAUGCCUCACCUUUUUGCACACUGUAUUCCACCAACUUGCAAUUAUAUGAUACUUGUUGCUACUUCUGGAGACACAGGGAGUGCAGUCUUAAAUGGUUUUAGUAGACUUAAUAAGACUGACAAGCAAAGAAUAGCAGUGACCACAUUUUUCCCUGAGAAUGGAGUAAGUGAUUUUCAAAAAGCACAGAUAAUUGGCAGUCAGAAAGACAAUGGAUGGGCAGUGGGUGUCAAGGCAGAUUUUGAUUUUUGUCAGACAGCUAUAAAAGGAAUCUUUAAGGAUUCUGACUUUACUGGCUUUCUUACUAUGGAAUAUGGAACAAUCUUAAGUUCAGCUAAUUCUAUAAACUGGGGCCGAUUGCUUCCCCAAGUAGUUUAUCACGCUUCUGCAUAUCUUGAUCUUGUCAGCCAAGGAUUUAUUUCUUUUGGAAGCCCAGUUGAUGUCUGUAUUCCCACAGGAAACUUUGGUAACAUUUUAGCAGCAGUGUAUGCCAAAAUGAUGGGAAUCCCUAUUCGAAAAUUUAUUUGUGCCUCUAAUCAGAAUCACGUUUUAACUGAUUUUAUAAAAACAGGACAUUAUGAUCUAAGGCAAAGAAAAUUAGCACAAACCUUUUCACCAUCAAUCGAUAUUCUCAAAUCAUCAAAUCUGGAACGACAUUUACACUUAAUGGCUGAUAGAGAUGGGGAACUAAUGGCCAAAUUAUUUAAUCAGUUAGAAGAGCAAUGUCACUUCCAGAUAGAAAAGAUUCUAGUUGAGAAACUUCAGAAGGAUUUUGUAGCAGAUUGGUGCUCUGAGGAUGAGUGCCUGGAAGCUAUUCACUCCACCUACAAUACUUCAGGGUAUAUUUUGGAUCCACACACUGCUGUUGCAAAAGUGGUUGCAGACAGAAUGCAAGACAAAACUUGCCCAGUGAUUAUCUCAUCUACAGCUCACUACUCAAAAUUUGCACCUGCUAUCAUGCAGGCUUUAAAGAUUAAAGGAAUCAACCAGAUUUCAUCAAGCCAGCUUUAUUUACUAAGUUCUUACAAUGCAUUGCCUCCACCACAUGAGGCUUUAUUAGGGAGAACAAAACAGCAAGAGAAAAUGGAGUACCAGGUCUGUGCAGCUGAUGUAAAUGUCCUGAAGGGUCAUGUGGAAAAACUAAUACAAAAUCAAUUCAUAUGAAGUUUUUUGAAUAAAUUUUUCCCCCUGGUGAUAAGCAUGCAAUAAUAACUCACAAACAUUGAUUUGG
Talpa occidentalis (Iberian mole) is the source of this 3207-nucleotide messenger RNA. RefSeq names its product threonine synthase like 1 (gene THNSL1). The record is from RefSeq and is a predicted model, not a curated record. The transcript has 3 exons. Gene Ontology annotation, cellular component: cytoplasm. NCBI's taxonomy places the organism in Eukaryota, Metazoa, Chordata, Mammalia, Eulipotyphla, Talpidae. Bases 909 to 3140 code for a protein of 743 amino acids.